This is a messenger RNA of Chenopodium quinoa (quinoa), 954 nucleotides long. Its product is annotated as SKP1-like protein 1A. Gene Ontology annotation, biological process: SCF-dependent proteasomal ubiquitin-dependent protein catabolic process. The record is from RefSeq and is a predicted model, not a curated record. Gene Ontology annotation, molecular function: cullin family protein binding. Bases 119 to 610 code for a protein of 163 amino acids. Gene Ontology annotation, cellular component: cytoplasm; nucleus. Lineage: Eukaryota; Viridiplantae; Streptophyta; Magnoliopsida; Caryophyllales; Amaranthaceae. The transcript is spliced from 2 exons.
AAAACAACAAAUUAGAAAUUAAAAAUCCCCAAACUUGUUCGUUCUUUCAUUCUCAUCUUCUUCCUGCUAUUACCAUUUUCUCUCUCCUAGGGUUAAGCUUCUCAAUCCAGAAAAAUCAAUGGCGUCAACCAGGAAGAUUACACUGAAAAGCUCAGAUGGUGAGACAUUCGAGGUAGAAGAAACGGUUGCUUUGGAAUCUCAGACGAUUAAGCAUAUGGUUGAAGAUGAUUGCGCUGAUAAUGUUAUCCCUUUGCCGAAUGUUACGAGCAAGAUCCUUGCUAAGGUGAUUGAGUACUGUAAGAAGCAUGUCGAUUCUCCUAAAUCAUCGUCUGAUAACGCCGCUGCUGCUGCCGAUCGUCAGGUUGAUGAUGAACUUAAGACUUGGGAUGCUGAUUUUGUCAAAGUUGACCAGGCUACCCUCUUCGAUCUCAUCCUUGCUGCCAACUACCUGAAUAUCAAGAGCUUGCUGGACUUGACUUGUCAAACCGUUGCUGACAUGAUCAAGGGAAAGACACCAGAAGAGAUCAGGAAGACAUUCAACAUCAAGAAUGACUUUACUCCGGAGGAAGAGGAAGAGGUUCGCAGGGAGAAUCAGUGGGCCUUUGAAUGAUGCUGUGGCAUUGGGGAAUACAAUGAAGCCCGUGGGAAGGAUGUGUUUGGCUAUUCUAUGAAUGAAUAUACCAAUGAAUUUAUGCCUCUUGUAGUAGAAAUUGAGAUUCCUGACUUGGUCUCAUCUUUAUUCUUCUGUCUUAGAAUGUACUCUUCAGUGGUGAGACAAAGAUGGAUUGUAAAUAAUAGUAGUCUUAUGGAGGGUUGCUGCUUGUGGGUGACUGCUACUGAUGGUAGCCCCAUCUUCAGACAGUCACACCUUCCAUCUUUUAAUCAUGUAUGUGAAUUGUGGGGUACUUUGCAUUCAUAACUUAAAUUUUAUGUUUCUGAUUUCUUUGAGAUUUA